Messenger RNA from Fukomys damarensis (Damara mole-rat), 2323 nucleotides. It is a transcript of the gene Tmem204, whose product is annotated as transmembrane protein 204. Bases 699 to 1478 code for a protein of 259 amino acids. NCBI's taxonomy places the organism in Eukaryota, Metazoa, Chordata, Mammalia, Rodentia, Bathyergidae. The transcript has 4 exons. The record is from RefSeq and is a predicted model, not a curated record.
CCUGUUAGUGUCUGGCUCUGUGGCAGGGCUGCUAUUUGUUGCAGUUGGCUACGCCCUCCCCCUCACCAAAAACAGCCUCAAAAACAACCAUUUCCUCUGGCUGAGAGACAGAGGGAAACUUGAGCUUACAUACGCGUGCGCGCGCACACACACACACACACACACACUCACUUCCUUGCAGCAGGCGCUCUGCUUUCCAGGACCUGCCACUUGUUAGCGGAGGCUGGAGGCUCCGGGACAGGGCCCAGGCAGCAGAGAGGUGGCUCAACCUGCACUGCUCCCACGGCCCUGAUCAGAUCGCCUCCCUCAGCAGAAGAGGUGCAUGUUCGUGGCCUCCCUGGCCUCUGGUUCCCAGAAAGACGGCAUACUCAGAACUCUGGAUUCUCGCCGGGGCCCCUGUUUCUUCCCCGAGAUGGACCUCGCAGCGACUGGCUUCAGUACAGGCCUGGCCCUACUCCAGGUGCAGCAGGGAGGGUAAGGCAGGGCCGUGAACGGCUCACCUGGACCUGUCCCAUGGGCCUGUCUCCACACAGCCGCCAUCUCUGUGUGCCUGGUGGGAACUGCUAUACUGCCUUCAAGAAUGAGUGGUGAUGUUCUCUAGCCACCCCUAGUAGCACCGUGGCUCUCCCUGGAUGCAGAGCAGCUGACUAGGACUUGGGAUUCUCUCCGAGAUAAAUGGACAGCGCUGACAGUCAGCUAUGACUGUCCAGAAACUUGUGGCCAUUGCUGUGCUGGUGGCCUUGGUUUCCCUCAUCCUCAACAAUGUGGCUGCCUUCACCCCCAACUGGGUGUACCAGACAUUGGAAGAUGGGCGCAAGCGCAGUGUGGGGUUGUGGAGAUCCUGCUGGCUGGCAGACAGGGGCCGGGGUGGCCCUAGUCCUGAGGCCAGAGCUGGGCAGGUGGACACACAGGACUGUGAGGUGCUGGGCUGGGGCUCGGAGUCAGCAGGUUUCCAGGAGUCUCGAGGCACUGUCAAACUACAGUUUGACAUGAUGCGUGCCUGCAACCUGGUGGCCACGGCAGCGCUGGCUAUGGGUCAGCUCACUUUCGUUCUGGGGCUGACAGGCCUGACUCUGAUGUCACCUGAGUCCCAGUGCUGGGAGGAGGCCAUGGCUGCUGCGUUCCAGCUGGCAAACCUGCUGGAUGACGGCCAUAGUGAGGACCUAGUGCCCCAAAGCAGAACCCAUGCUCUCCCAACAUGCACCCUGGGUGGGCAGGCUGUCCUUCUUGGAAGAACCCGUGGGCUUUGUGUCCCAGGAAUGUCCCUCCCGCCUUCACCUCCAAUCCUCACACAGGAACCCUGGUGCUGCUGCCUGCUGCCUAUGACUGACCCAAAGAUAAGUCUUGGAUGGGACAAUUUAGUGGCUAUGCAGAGUUCUGUACCAGGUUCAAGUCACUGCCCAUCACUGGAGGCUCCAGAGCAACUUGGCUGUCCAAUGGAGUCCAGUACAAAGCAUGCAUUGAGGUCAUAUUGGUGAGACCACCCCUGUCCCCUCGGUCAGUGCCUGCAUGGCAUCCUCCAUCAGUCUCUGGCAAGGUCUAUGGCAUCCUGAUGAAGCACAGGGCUCAGCACUGUCUCCCUUUUUUUCCUGGAAGCCUUAGAGAUGGGAAGUGCAGUCCUGACCGAUGAGAGCAACUAUGUGACCCUGAAAGUCAUGCUUCUAACCUGCUUCCUCUUCUAAAAAAAAAAUCCCUUUUAUCCGAAUUACUAUUAUAAUUCAUGCAGAUGUAGCACACAGAUGCCUUCCUGAUAGUGCCCAACACUGACAUCUUUACGCAUGUGUUCAUCACCCCAGUGGGAGGAUCUCCAAGCCUUUUUGGAAAACAAUAUUAAAUAGCUAAAAAAAGAGUCCUGAGCACAACCCAAAGCACCAAUCUACCUCUGUGAUGCCCAGGGACAUCCUGAGGACAGGCUGUAUAUAUAACAGUUGACUAGUUCAUGUUUUAUCUCGAGCUGCUUCUGUGGUGGCAGCUAGGUCUUCCUCUCCUCUUACAGCAGGUAUCCUUUUAUGGAAGUUAACGGAUAAGGCCCAGGCCUUGUGCGAUAUAGAGCUUUCUUUUCCCAAAUUGGUAAACUCGAACUUGGCCGUUUCUUUUUUCCUUUUUGGUACAGGGGAUUGAACUUGGGAACCUGUGCUCUUGAGGAAGGCGCGGUGCCACUGAGCUAAAUCCCCAGCCUAUGCACUUGUCCAUUUCUGACCGCCCAUGUCUCGAUUUCUGUAACUUGGUCCCUGUGGAAGCUGCAAUGCUUCACUAUACCUGCUCAAAAAAAGGUCACCAAGGGGCCGGGGAUUUAGCUUAGUGGUUUGGUGGCCUGCCUUGC